AUGAGACAGGCUGGCGGCUCGGACAGCGCUCUGGAUGCCGCCACUUGCAUGGGCUCCCCUCGCUCUGGGCUCGCUGCCGCCCGCGAUGUCGCCGAGCUGCGCCGGAGACUGUGUUCCCAGCGCCGGGAGCGGGCUGCAGGUGACCGCGGCCAGGUGCCUCUGGCUCUGCGCGCUUCUGCUGCUCCAGCCCGUCUCUUCUUGGAACGUGCAUUGUUGGUGUUUAUCUUCGGGGUUGCUACAAGAAUGCAGGUUGAGGUUCACAGGGCAGCACCGGGGGAGCCCCAGCUUCCAAACCCUGAAAUCUUUGAGCUGCUGCUUUGCCUUGCAGUUGGACAGGAUAUGAUUUACCAGCUCCUGGACCUGCCCUCUCCUCUCCCCCAGCUGGCACAGCAGCCAUUCAGAUCGCCCCACUUCUCUGAGGUUUGGUCUUGGGCCACACGCCCUGCCCGGCAUCCAACGUUGCCGUCCUAUCCCCUGUCCUCCUCCUCAGAGGCCGAGGAGCAAUCAACUGAUUCCUUUGAAGAAGCUGUGGCCAGGAUCUCGCUCCUCAGCCCCCACGCUGACCCCACUCCAGACGGGGAGACGGACCUCGACACCUCAUCAAGUGUGAUGGGCUCUCCCGACCUUUCUUCUGAAACUGAGAUGUACGGAGCCCGGGAAGUCCCUGAGGGGCCGGUGCCCACUCCUGAGGAAGAGGAGGUAGUACUCAGCGACCCAAAGGAAAUUUCCCCAGCUCCUCUGCUAAAGAGCUCAGAUGCCUCCGAGAAUGCUCCAGUAGCCCUGUCGCCUCUCAGUUCUACUCUUUGGACUAUGAUUGAGAAUGAUGCGGCCCCGCCUCUUUUGCACCCCCUGCCACAGUCUCCAUCGACCACUGCUUUGAACGGGACCACGGCUGUUGCUGGGACAGUGGUCGCCAAAGUCACCUCCAUUUCACCACUAGUGAAGGUGAAUGCGGGCAAAGAGACUGGCGCCACCUCACCGUCUGCAGCGCGGACAUCCACCGCCAGUCCGCGCCCUGUCCGGGUGGGCACCGCAUCCUCUGUGGGAGCUGGAGGCCACAGGCAAUCUCAUCUGGAGAAAGGGAGAACAUCAGCGGCGCCUUCACUGGCACUGACGGCAGCCUUGACCUCACUCACCACGGCAGCGCUGGCCGCCAGGGACCUGCAGACAACCACACCAGCCUCAGUUGCCAGCAGGGCCACCGCUGCAACAUCUGUCAGCUCCUCGUCCUCACCGAGUCUGAACUGCAGGUUGUCGGAUCAACUCUGGGUCAGGACAGUGGUGACUUUGACUUCGAGAAGAAUCCAAGUGGAUGCAACGUUUAAACAGAACUUGACCCGGGGUCUCAACGAGGCAUUGAACCGAGCUUUCUUCAGCAAUGGUAUCCGUGCAGAGAUCGAGAGUCUCGACAGAAGGAACAAGGUCUUUAUUGGGUUUUACGCAGUAAAUGGGAAUGAGGUUUACAUUCCAACCACGGUGACAGAGGUGAUUACAGCCUAUGGUGUGGAGAACCUCAGCCGCGACCUACAGAACUACAUCCCCGAUAUCCAGUCAGUCCUGAUCGCUGCCUCUCCAUGGGCCCCACUCCCGGCUCCCUGGUUCCAGCUGAGGACUGUGCUCCAGUUUGUGAGUACCACCGACAUCAUCAGAUUCUGCAGCUUUACCCAGACCAUGGAGGCCAGACUUCAGAGAGCCUUCGAGGAGGCAGCAUCUCGGGCUGCCGCCUUCAAAAGUCACUUAAAAGUUCAGAUUUUGAACACGUCGGUGUUGGAGAGCUCCACGGCGGUCUCCAUGGUCUACAUGGUGAGGAAUCAGAGCACGCUGCUCAAUGGCACCGCUGCCAGCGGCCUUCUGCAUCACCUGACACCUGCAGAGCUGGGAUACUACCUCGCCUACCCCCCUCUGACCCUGGCUGAGCCUGUGGAGUACAAUAACCUGGACACCUCUCCGGCGACUGAGAAGUAUUGGGUUGUUACAGUUAUCCUGGGGGUGGACAACUCUUCACUGGGCGGGAGGUCCCAGCGCUUUGCCAGCCUGAUGGAGCAGCGUUUGGCCAACUUGUUUGUGUCCGCCCAGCAGCAGGGACGAAGGUUCAGGCGUGCCUCGACCACCGGCGCCUACACCGUGCAGCUGGUCAGGAUGAAUCGCCUCGCUGGCCCCAGGAACCCAGCUGAGUUGACCUACUAUGCCCUGGAGGAUGGCAGAGCCUUGCUGGGCACCACAGCGGCAAAGAUCUUGAACACCAUUGACCCGCAGUCUAUGGCUUUGGAGCUUGGCUACCGUGUCCACGUGCAGGCGGAGCCUGUAGUGAAGAACCCUCCAAACAACUUGUGGAUCAUUGCUGCGGUUCUGGCUCCCGUCGGCGUGGUAACUGUUAUCAUCAUCAUCAUCUCCACCGUGCUGUGUCGGAAGAACAAGAGCGAGUUAAAAUCUGAGACCAUGUCAAACCUGCACCAGAGAGCAAAGCCAGUCCAAGGCUUUGACUACGCCAAACAACACAUCGGCCAAUAUGGCGGGGAGGAUGAAGUGACAAUCACUCAGGAGACGGUGAUCUUACCGAUCCCUGGCCGAGAUGCCCUCAUUCCUCAAGAAAGGGAAGCAGUUCCAGAGGCAGAUAACAGCAAAGCAACAAAAAGCAUUGAUAUUCGGAGAAGCAGGUUGCAGAGCGACCAGGAUUCAAUCAUCAGUGAGCAAUCGGCAAAUCUGGACUCGACCACCAACACUGCAGAGAAACCAGGCGCGCAGCAAAAAGCUACAAAAGAGGGUGUGAAGAGGCAGAAUGUCCCCGUCAGUGAUGAGGAGGAGAAUGCCACGCUAUUUGAACACGUCUCCAAGACGUCGGACGACCCAUUCGACACACCCUCGGGGUCCGUACAGCUUCUGUCCAUCAAGCCGCUGACCGCACACCCUGGUUACCCCCAGUCUGGCUCGGAGAAGAGCCCAGAGAUGGCAGCUGUCAAUGGGGAGGUGAACAAAGCGCUAAAGCAGAAAUCGGACAUUGAGCACUAUCGGAACAAGCUCCGCCUGAAGGCGAAGAGGAAAGGCUAUUACGACUUCCCCGAGGUGGAGAAUGGUCAGCCCAGCCUGGAGCAGCAGAGGAAAGUCUACGAGAAGGGACAGAUGGAAGUUAGUCGCGCCUUGGAGACCGAGAUACGGGCAUCCUCCACGUACUCGGAAGCCAGAAACAGGCAAUCCCAGGUGAAGAACACAGUGUACAGGAGUAGGCAGUCUCUGAACAGCCCGAGUCCGGGAGGGACUGAGAUGGACUUGCUAGUCACCAGGGAGAAGUCACGCCGAGGGAUUCGCAACAACGGAUAUGAUACGGAGCCUGAGCUGAUAGAAGAGACCAACGUGGACCGGGUGACAGAGCCUCGGAAUGCAGCCAGGCUGAGGCAGGCCAAGGGUCACUCGGAAUCCUCGACCCUCAGCUCCCAGCCAUCGAUUGACGAGGUCCGGCAGCACAUGCAUCAGUUGCUAGAGGAAGCGUUCAGCCUGGCAUCGACGGGAAGGGUCUCUCAUGGCCGGCACCAGGUCCACUGUGCCAUGGGGCAACCGUUGCCCUAUACCGAGCUGGUCACCAGUGCCCCGGGCACUAUGAGCAGAUCCAGAGCUGGGCUUCAUUGGGUGCCCACGCAAGGCCAGGAGGUGUGUCAGUACAGUCUCCCACGACCUGCAUACAGAUAUUCCCAGCUUCCUGAAAUGUCUGUUGGCUCUCCGCCUCCUGUCCCUCCUCGGAAUGCCCCGAUACCAGCGCCAACCCUCAGACGUUCCACUUCGGAAAGCAGCAACAACACCCGAGUCGCCGAGGGCCACGGCUCUGAGAGGUCACAACAUGAAGCUCCCUACGCGCCAAUUUCCAAGUCUGCUGCCCCCGCAGAUCAGGCAACGAGUCAUUACUCAGGUAGCUCAGUUCCGGCAGUUUACGCCAUCCCAGCGAACAGGUCUGGGUACCCGAAUUACUACAUCCCAGCCCCUGCAUCUUAUCGCAACCACGGCUGGGCCCCAUACAUCGGUGAUGGAGAAGGGCCAAGCCCCUGGGCAGAGAAUGUGACCCUGCCGGGUUACGUGGAAGCCUUCCCUCACGCUCGGUAUCCACAUUGCUCCCCGCCUCGACAGUACAGCCAGACGCAGCCCGCCCACCUGCCUCGGCACGGCCCCUCCACCGCCGUCUCGCAGCAGAGCCUGGCUGACACGGACCCACCCGAGGCUCCCUACAACAACAUCUCCACUACCGCCUUGGUGAAGGCCAUUAGAGAGGAGGUGGCCAAACUGGCCAAAAAGCAGACGUGCAUGUUUGAAUUCCAGGUGUAAUGAUGCUCUCCGGGGUAAUGUCCCACCAAGAGAACCGCUAGACUCUCUUCCUCCUGCAGCCACUGGGAGCAGCCCACAGACCUCCGACUGGCUCGCCUUGGCUAAAAUAACUCUGCUCUGGAUUUGGGCCAUUGUUUUAACGGAGAGAGUAGACAAUUGAUCGGGUAUUGGUUGCUCUGGUUCAUCGGGAGAACCUCCUCCAACUGACGUUGUGUUUCAUCUGGAAAACCAUAAGACACUGGAGCAGAAACAGGCCAUUUGGCCCAUCGAGUCUGCUCUGCCAUUUUAUCAUGGCUGAUUUAUUAUCCCUCUCAACCCCAUUCUCCUGCCUUCUCCCCAGUAACCUUUGAUAACCUUACUAAUCAAGGACCAAUCAACCUCCGCU
This is a messenger RNA of Hypanus sabinus (Atlantic stingray), 4696 nucleotides long. Its product is annotated as KIAA1549-like a. The transcript has 22 exons. The record is from RefSeq and is a predicted model, not a curated record. NCBI's taxonomy places the organism in Eukaryota, Metazoa, Chordata, Chondrichthyes, Myliobatiformes, Dasyatidae. Bases 1 to 4311 code for a protein of 1436 amino acids.